Molecule: messenger RNA, 2694 nt
Organism: Aureobasidium melanogenum CBS 110374
Lineage: Eukaryota; Fungi; Ascomycota; Dothideomycetes; Dothideales; Saccotheciaceae
Product: bifunctional acetylglutamate kinase/N-acetyl-gamma-glutamyl-phosphate reductase
Exons: 3
Coding region: 1-2694 (897 amino acids)
Biological process (GO): L-arginine biosynthetic process
Cellular component (GO): mitochondrion; mitochondrial matrix; cytoplasm
Molecular function (GO): N-acetyl-gamma-glutamyl-phosphate reductase (NADP+) activity; acetylglutamate kinase activity; NADP+ binding
Source: RefSeq, a predicted model, not a curated record
AUGUUGGCUCGCCCUUGUAUGCGCGCCCUUAGCAGGGCCAGACCCGCUCGCGUGUCGGCGGCAGCAGUGUGCAGAGCAGCUGUCCGUCCGGCCCUUGCUAGCGGCUAUGCCACUGUCUCCAAGAGCACCCGUCAUGAAGAGACAUCGGCUCGCUCGGCCGUUAUCAAUGUGCUUCAAAACCUUGGAUCCAAGCGCGAGGUCCAGCAAUACCUCUCGCAGUUCCAGUCUGUCUCGUCGCAAAAGUUCGCCGUCAUCAAGGUUGGCGGUGCCAUCCUCACAGACUACAUCGAUGUUCUCUGCAGCUCGCUGCGCAACCUCAACCAGAUGGGCCUGUUCCCCGUCAUCAUUCACGGAGCUGGUCCUCAGAUGAACAAGUUGCUCGAGCAAGCCGGAAUUGAGCCUCAGUACAGCGAGGGUAUCCGUAUUACCGAUGGCCCUACACUCGGCGUUGCGCGCAAGUUGUUCCUCGAGGAGAACCUCAAGCUCGUCGAGGCUCUUGAGUCAUGGGGUGUUCGUGCUCGUCCCAUCACCUCGGGCGUGCUUAUGGCCGACUACAAGGACAAGGACACAUGGAAGUUUGUUGGAGAGGUCAACCAGGUCAACACUGACCCUAUCAAUGCCGCCAUUGCCGACAACUACAUUCCCGUUCUCACCUGCAUGGCUGAGAACACCGAGGGUCAGCUCCUCAAUGUCAAUGCUGACAAGGCUGCUGCUGAGUUGGCUAAGGCUCUUGUCCCUCUCAAGAUUGUCUACUUGUCUGAAAAGGGAGGUCUGCACAACAAGGAUACUGGCAAACUGAUCGAGGCCAUCAACCUUGAUGAAGAGUAUGACCGCUACAUGAACAUGCCCUGGGUCAUUCACGGCACCCGCUCCAAGAUCCGAGACAUCAAGGACCUCCUUGACCACCUGCCUCGCUCAUCCAGUGUUGCCAUCAUCCACCCCGAGAGUCUCGAGCGCGAGCUGUUCACUCACACCGGUGCCGGAACCUUGAUUCGUCGUGGUACCAAGCUUCACAAGGCUUCAUCGCUCUCUGAGUUCUCCGACGUGAACAAGCUUAAGCAGGUUCUUGUCCGUGAUCGUGAGGGCCUUGACGCCGAGGCCGUCGUCGACCGCUACCUUGACAGCCUCAAGGGCAAGACUUUCGCUGCCUACCACGAUGAGGGCAUGGAGGCUCUUGCUGUUGUCCUCCCUCCUGACUCGUCCUCUCCUAACGGUUUGGCUCACUUGGCUACUCUGACCAUGACCCGUGCUGCAUGGCUUUCCAACAUCGCCGACAAUGUCUUCCAGAACCUGAAGAACGACUACCCUAAGCUUGUUUGGACCGUCAAGCAGGACGAUGAGAACCUGACUUGGUUCUCCGAGAAGGCAGAUGGCAGCAUUGCCCGUCAGGGUGAGGUUCUCUUCUGGUACGGUAUCGAGACUCCCGAGGAAGUGCGCGAAUUGAUGGCCGAGUUUAUUCAACACGGCAGACAAAUGUUUGGCGACAACAACCUCGAGAGCCAGCUCCACCGCGCUGCAUCCGGCGCUCUGAGAAUCAAGGAUGUUGCACAGAAGCUGCAGCAGCACAGAGAAUCGCUCGGACAGCAGACCAGAGCUUUCUCUACUAGCUCUUUCUCCUCGCGCAACAUGCAGCGUGUCCGCAGCACCUUCGGCACCCCCACCAGACGUGGCUAUGCUACUACCACUAACCCCAACCCUCCUCUUGGUAUCAAGAACCAGGACAAGGACUACCCUUCGAAGGUUGCUCUCAUCGGUGCCCGUGGUUACACUGGUCAGGCUCUGAUUGAUCUCCUGAACCGUCAUCCCAACAUGGAUCUGCGCCACGUCUCUUCGCGUGAAUUGAACGGCAAGAAGCUUGCUGGUUACACCAAACGCGAGAUCACAUACGAGAACCUCUCUCCUGAUGAUGUUCGUCGCAUGGCUGAUGCUGGUGAGAUUGACUGCUGGGUCAUGGCUCUGCCCAACGGUGUUUGCAAGCCUUUCGUCGAUGCCAUCGAGGCUUCAAGCCACAAGGAGUCUGUCAUUGUCGAUCUGUCCGCCGACUACCGCUUUGACUCAUCAUGGACUUACGGUUUGCCCGAGCUCGUCAAGCGUAGCAAGAUUGCCGGCGCUACCCGUAUCGCCAACCCUGGAUGUUAUGCUACUGCUGCCCAGCUCGGCAUUGCUCCUUUGGUCCCUUACCUCGCAGCAGCCCCUGCAAACCCCACUGUUUUCGGUGUUUCUGGUUACUCAGGAGCAGGCACCAAGCCCAGCCCCAAGAACGAUGUAGAGAACCUUACCAACAACCUGAUUCCUUACAGUUUGACCGAUCAUAUCCACGAGCGCGAGAUCAGUGCUCAACUUGGACGUGAGAUCGGCUUCAUUCCCCACGUCGCUGUCUGGUUUGCUGGUAUCCACCACACCAUCUCUAUCCCUCUGGCCGAGACCAUGGCUUCCCGUGACAUCCGCCAGCUUUACCAAGACCGCUACAACGGUGAGAAGCUUGUCAAGGUUAUUGGCGAGAGUCCUCUGGUGAAGAACAUCUCCGGCAAGCAUGGCGUUGAGAUUGGUGGCUUUGCUGUGCACAGCGGUGGCAAGCGUGUCGUGAUUAACGCCACAAUUGACAACCUGCUCAAGGGUGCUGCCACUCAGUGCUUGCAGAACAUGAACCUCGCUCUGGGCUACGCUGAGUAUGAGGGUAUCCCGCUGGCAUAG